Molecule: messenger RNA, 243 nt
Organism: Fibroporia radiculosa
Lineage: Eukaryota; Fungi; Basidiomycota; Agaricomycetes; Polyporales; Fibroporiaceae
Exons: 2
Coding region: 1-243 (80 amino acids)
Source: RefSeq, a predicted model, not a curated record
AUGCCAGCACUCACUCUGGAGAUGACCAUCAGUUUCGCAUUUGGUACAGAAGCAAAGACGGCAGGGCAUGGCGCCCGAGGGAGGAGUGAUGAUAGAGAAUUUGUGUUGUUUGAGGCAUUCCUCCAGGUUGGCCGCUUUAAGACGAGCUCGACAUUGGUCCAUCUCCUGCUGAGCAUGAAUAAGUUCAGCCCCUACCGAUUGUCUUGCGGCCAGUACUACUCCAAGAUCCUUGAUGUCUUGUAG